Messenger RNA from Onthophagus taurus, 845 nucleotides. RefSeq names its product general odorant-binding protein 69a-like. NCBI's taxonomy places the organism in Eukaryota, Metazoa, Arthropoda, Insecta, Coleoptera, Scarabaeidae. The record is from RefSeq and is a predicted model, not a curated record. Gene Ontology annotation, molecular function: odorant binding. Gene Ontology annotation, biological process: sensory perception of smell.
ACCUUGUCUUUCUUUAUUCUACCCAUCUUGACCAUCGAUUUCCGAUUACAGUCUAUGAAAACUGAUAGUUACCACAUUUUUCUAUUGACAGAGUCUCAUCACUCACGGGUUAAUUGUAGUUUCGUGCCAAUUCUUCAACUUUUAUAAUGAAACGUUACGCAUCCGGAUUUGAAUAAAAUAUACUUAUUUCGUUCUCGAACAAGUUGAAUGGGAGGAAUUAAACCAUACGCAACUAUAAAAAGGAUAAAACAACAUUGGAUUAAUAAUUGCGCGAUUGUUCACCGUAUAAAAUACAUUUCAAAUACAUUAAAAUGAUUAAACUGUGCUUUUCUUUAAUUUUGUGUUUACUUUUUCCAAAUAUUCAAGCAAUGUCAGAAGAAAUGGAAGAAUUAGCCAAACAAUUACAUAAUGAUUGUGUGGAACAAAUAGGUGAUGCAGCAGUGGAAGCAUUUAUUACUACUGUUCAAAAAAAAGAGGGUUUCCCGGAUGAGAAUCUACUAAAAUGCUACAUAAAAUGUGUAAUGGAUGAAAUGGCCAUCGUUGAUGAUGAUGGUGUUAUUGAUGUAGAAGCGGCUAUAGCGCUUUUGCCUGAGGAAAUGGCCGACGAUGCGGCUCCGAUUAUGAGAAAAUGUGGUGUUAUAAAGGGAUCAAGUCCUUGCGAUACUGUUUAUCAAACACACAAAUGUUAUUACGAUACGAAUAAAGAGGUUUACUUUUUAGUAUAACUCAAAUCAAACCAAAAAACAAUAUCGUUUUUAAAUAAAAAUAUACAUCAGUAAUAUUAUAAUUAAUUGAGAAAACGUUAUUUAAUAGCUGAAUAAACUAGAUUCUAUGCAAUUUCAAAA